CCGUGACCCCGCCCAAGAUGGCGCUGGCCGCGGCCGCCAGUUGCCGGGCGCUCGGGCGCCUCGGCCGCGGCUCCGCUUUGCGCCUCGCCCGGGGGCCGCCGGGGUCCUCGCUGUGCUGCCUCUCCACAAAAGCCAGCUCCAGGUCCGUCCUCGCCGCUCUGGCGUCGGCAGCGAAGCGCGUCAACGGGAGGUACGAGAGGUUUUUGGAGAGGACGUUCCCCCGUUUCUAUGUGCUGUACGCGACUUUCACGAAAGGAAUCCAGGCGUUCUUCCUGGAAGUUAAAGAAGUCAGAAAAAUCAAAUCUAAAAUGUCCCAUCAGAGACUGAGUGUUCAGCAGCUUCCCUACCGGGAGAUGGAGAGGCUGCGGCAGUUCCGCAGGGAUGUGAUCAAGGCCAUUCCCAUCGGGGUGAUCGCCAUCCCGCCCUUCGCCAACUUCUUGGUCAUCGUCCUGAUGUAUUUCUUCCCACGCCAGCUCCUGGUCCGCUACUUCUGGACCCCCAACCAGCAACUUGAGUUCCUGGAUGCCUACGACGCCAUCCGAAGAGACUUGUACCUGGAUGUGGUGGAGAGUUUAGCCCGGUCGGUGUGUUCCCUGCCGGAGCCGCAGCUCCGGAAACGCCUGCAGGAUCUCUGCGCUGAGGUGCAGCGAGGCUCCCAGCCACGCGUGGCCGAACUCUACGCUGUGAGAAGUUUAUUUUCGGGAUCUCCGCUGGGUCUGAACAAGCUCCAGGUGUCUCAUGUGAAAGCCCUGAGCCAGGUCCUGUUUCUGACUCCCCACUUGCCGGCCUUUCUGCUGCGGCAUCGCCUGCGGAGCCACAUCCUGGAGAUCCGGCAGCUGGACCGCGCCAUGCUGCGCCUGGGCCUGGGCCAGCUCUCCGAGGAGGAGCUGCGAGCGGCUUGUUACCUCCGUGGCCUCAACUCCACUCAUCUCGGCAUGUCCGAGUGCAGAGCGUGGCUGGAGCAGUGGCUGGGGCUCUCCUGCAAGCUGCAAGUUUCUGAAGCUUCCCUCCUGGCAAACAGCAUGGUCCUGCUGUCCCUCAACUACGUCAGGACCAAGGAGUGACGGCCGAGCCGCCGGCUGCGCACCCUCACCCCGGCAUCUCCGCGCCGACUUCGUGAUUCCCAGCCCGGUGCUGCAAACGUCCCCCCUUCGCCUCUCGGUGGCGUGAAACCGCAGCCUGGAGUCGGCGAGAGGGGCCCAGGUGCUGCUGUGGGGACAAAGACGCGAUUCCCUCCCUCCUGCGCUGGAGGUUUGUGCCCGUGCCGGCUCUCCCCUUCCCCUUGGUGCCGUCGGGGCGGGCUGGCGGUGCCGCGGGGCCCCGGCCCCCAGCGGCGUUUGGGGCAGGCGGCUUCGCUGCCACGGCUCCAGCUGUGUCACUUCGCCCACAGAAGGGGAGAGCGGGCGUCUGCGCUGCCUGUGGACACUUCCCUUAGUAUCUCCUUGUAGUGGGCUCCGUUCAGCUUGGCUUGUGCUGCCCCGUGCCUCUCACAGAGGGUUUUGUUUAGUUUCCUUACUCCACUGAGCAGUCUUACAUACAAAAAUCUCCCCGAGGGUUAAGAAAAGACUCCGGAUCCCCGUGAGGCCUCACCCGGAGCCUCGAGUUGGGGUUCCUGUGCUUUUGUGGGGCUGCAGCCGCCUCCCGGAGCAUCCCCAUCUCCUCGCCGCUGGCUGAUGGGCUGGCGGCGCCGCUGCUGGCACCGGGGGGUUGGAAAGGCAGCACUGAGCUGCACCGACACCUUCGGCGUUCGUCCAGUUCUGCCUCAUUAGGUCUCAGCCCGGCGCCUGCUGCUCGGCGGGGGCUGCGUUAGGGGGUUAAAAUCCGCCGUGUCUCGCCUUGCCCCGCCACUGCAUGCGAAGUGCCCAGCUCUUGAGUGAAUUCAAACCAACUUUCAGUGGUUUAUGAAAGACAAAAGCAAGCGCGCGGCUCGGGGGUCCCCCCAGAGGCCCCUCUGUGCCUCCUGUGCUGUGAGUACUCUGUCCCACCACCAGCUCCUCCGCUCACCGAUGGGGCGUGUGCACACGUGGGAGAUUGGCUUUUUUAAGCAUUAUUCGGGUUUACAGAAGGGGUAGAAAUCACCCGCCCAUGCGCCAGGCCAGCUCUGAACUCCUCCCCUCACCUCUUGGAGAAGAAACCCCUCCCCCUAAGCCCCUGCCCUCGCUAUUUUUGCAGGAAUUCGAGACCCCCACCAAGAGAAUUCACUGGGGUGGGUUUAACCCCCUUUAGGACACAACUCGCCGUGCAAGUUUGAGCGUUUGUUUUAUUUUUACACUUAAAUAUUCUCUUUAAAUACAGCGUUAUCACCAUGAAAAGAACAGAAAAGGUUGGGGGGGGAAAAAAAAAACUAUUCGGAGGACAAGCUUUGGAUUCACACUGGAAAAUUAAAAAUAAAAAGCCACCUUAGACAGUGUGAGACGAGGAGGUUUAGGAGUCGCAGAGUCACUUUAAAGAGGACGCGGAGCUGGGGGGCGCCUGGAUUCCGGGGGUGCCGCGGCUCCCGCCGCAGCCCGGUAGCACCAGAGAGGGGAUGGGCUGUUCGGUGUCUUACACGGCGACGAAUCGAGCAGGAGCCAGCGUUAGUGUCAGUGGGGACGCUUAAACCAACCAAAAAAUAAUAAUAAAAGGCAGGAAUGCACUUUCAUUGCACUAUUAACAGCGUAGUUAUCUUUGUAAAAAUAGAGUAAGUCCUGUUAGUUCUUUGCUUGUUGUGAAAGCACCCACCCUAGCCAGCGUUCUAGGAUUCGUUCUGUCAGUUGGUGGAGCCUGGGCUCCCCGGAUGAGUCGCCCAGCGAGCCGCUCCCCGGCGGGGCCCGACCCAGCUGCUGUGGCUGGGGGCCGGGACAGGCUGGGGAGGGCGGGCGGAGUCCCUUGAAAAUGAAAAAGGGGGAAAAAUAAAGACUUGAAUCCAUUCAGGUGUCCCCGUUUGCUCUGGUUUUGCAGCUUGGAUCCAUUGUGUGCAGGAGCUGGAGAACCCUCACAGCCAACCCAGUGGCAGCUCCCUGCCGGGAGGGGACGUGGGGACCUCGCUGGCCCAGCGGGGGAUAAGGCUUUGUUCCUCCCGGAUUUAGCCCUUGGGUGCUGGCUGAGGACGGGGAGAGCUGCCCCAGGGAUUGGCACCAGCCCGUAACGUAACGUGCGCCGAGCCCCCCGGUUUGGAAACCAGCCCCUUCCCCUCUGCUCUGCCCCAGGGGAAGGGGACAGUGGCCCCGGGGGAAGGGGACAGUGGCCCCGGGGGCUCGGGCCCAGCAGCGGGGGGGGGGGGUGGGAAGAGCCACUUUGCCAGGCUUAAGGCUCCGCUGGAUCCCCCCCCGGGGGCGGCAAGAGCAGCAAAAGGGGGUUGAGCCCCUUUAAACACCUUUCGACAGAGGGAGGCGACGGACAGGAGCACCCUUAAGCCACCGCAACCCCCCCAAAACAAUUUUAAAGCACUUCAGCAGACCCCAGUUCCCCCCCCGCCCCGAUUUCCCCGCUCUCCAGCUGGAACAUUUCCCCGGGGAGCUCCGGGGCUGUUCUCCGAGGAGCGGCGAGGGCAGCAGCAGCGGGGCUGUAUCGGAUUGAACCCGCUGGCAGAGGAAGCGGGUGGGCAGCGGGGGCUCUUCACUCCCCCCUCUCCUCCUGAUUCUCUCCGUAAAAAGGCUGGAAUUGCUCAUCCGGAGUCCGGUCACGGGCAGGGGAGGGAGGGGAGACCCUUCCCCUUGGCUGGGGUAAGGCUGGAGAGAGGGGAGAGGUUAAAACCACUGGGGGGAAAGGGAGCUUGGAGAACUAACACCCCCCCCAGGUCCUGCCCCUCGAGAUGCAGCUCGGGGCCCUUCAGUGGGGCUGGUUUCAGCAGGAGGGAGAAGGGGGGGCCCCAUCCUGGCACCGGGGGAGCCGGUGGGGGUGGCUGGGGGAUGGAAAGUGCUUUCACUGCCUGGCCAGGGGGAUGCAGCCGCCGGUUGCCUUGACUGUUCCUCGAGGCCGGUGCGGAGCACGGGGACGGGCCGACGGUUCGCCGUGCCGAGGGCUCGAGCUCUUCAAAUCCUGGUGGUUAAAACCUCCCCCAGAUUUUCUAGGAGUUUACAGACCCUGAUCUGGCCCCUCUUGUGCAACUCGAGCCUCCCCCGCCGGCUCCAGGUCCUUCCCGAUCCAUCCGGGCCCAGAGCGGUGGGCAGUGGCUGGCGAGGCAGGGGAGCAGCCCUGGGAGGCGCUGGGUUGGGACGCGGCCUGGUAAACAUUCAGUUAGGGCAACAAAAAAAAAUAAUAAAAA
Molecule: messenger RNA, 4246 nt
Organism: Tyto alba (common barn owl)
Lineage: Eukaryota; Metazoa; Chordata; Aves; Strigiformes; Tytonidae
Gene: LETMD1
Product: LETM1 domain containing 1
Exons: 9
Coding region: 18-1064 (348 amino acids)
Biological process (GO): intracellular monoatomic cation homeostasis
Cellular component (GO): mitochondrial inner membrane
Molecular function (GO): ribosome binding
Source: RefSeq, a predicted model, not a curated record